GCCGAGGCGGCGGCGCCCCCGGCCCCCGAGCCCCCUCCGGCGGCGCCGGCUGCGGCGGAGGAUGGUGCGCGGCGCGGCCCGGGCUCCCCGCCGCCAGCGCCGCAGGCCCAGGCCGGCCGCCCCGGGCAGGCGCCCCCCGCUGCGGGCGCGGGGCGAGCGGCCGCGCUGAGGCGCCGCGGCCAUGGGCGCCCUGACCAGCCGGCAGCACGCGGGCGUGGAGGAGGUGGACGUGCCGGCCCAGUCCGUGUACCGCUACCCGCCCAAGUCCGGAAGCUACUUCGCCAGCCACUUCAUCAUGGGAGGAGAGAAGUUCGACUCGGCCCACCCCGAAGGCUACCUGUUUGGAGAGAACAGCGACCUGAACUUCCUGGGGAACCGGCCCGUGGCGUUCCCCUACGCCGCCCCGCCCCCCCAGGAGCCGGUGAAGACGCUGCGGAGCCUGGUCAACAUCCGCAAGGACACCCUGCGGCUCGUCAAGUGCGCGGAGGAGGUGAAGGCGCCGGGGGCCGAGGCCGGCAGAGCUAAGGUCCACUACAACGUGGAGUUCACCUUCGACACCGACGCCCGCGUGGCCAUCACCAUCUACUACCAGGCCACCGAGGAGUUCCAGAACGGCAUCGCCAGCUACAUCCCCCGAGACGGCAGCCUGCAGUCGGAGACCGUGCACUACAAGCGCGGCGUGUGCCAGCAGUUCUGCCUGCCCUCCCACACCGUGGACCCCUCCGAGUGGGCCGACGAGGAGCUUGGCUUUGAUCUGGACCGGGAGGUCUACCCUCUGGUGGUCCACGCCGUGGUGGACGAAGGAGACGAGUAUUUCGGCCACUGCCACGUGCUGCUGGGCACCUUUGAGAAGCACUCGGACGGGACCUUCUGCGUCAAGCCCCUCAAGCAGAAGCAAGUGGUGGACGGGGUCAGCUACCUCCUCCAGGAGAUCUACGGCAUCGAGAACAAGUACAACACGCAGGAUGCCAAGGUGGCCGAGGACGAGGUGAGUGACAACAGCGCCGAGUGCGUGGUGUGCCUCUCGGACGUGCGGGACACCCUCAUCCUGCCCUGCCGCCACCUCUGCCUGUGCAACACCUGCGCCGACACGCUGCGCUACCAGGCCAACAACUGCCCCAUCUGUCGCCUGCCCUUCCGGGCGCUGCUGCAGAUCCGCGCCAUGAGGAAGAAGCUGGGCCCCCUGUCCCCCACCAGCUUCAACCCCAUCAUCUCCGCCCAGACGUCCGACUCGGAGGAGCACUCGUCCUCCGAGAACAUCCCGCCGGGCUACGAGGUGGUGUCGCUGCUGGAGGCCCUCAACGGGCCGCUCGCCCCGUCCCCUGCGGUCCCGCCCCUCCACGUGCUGGGUGACGGCCACCUCUCAGGGAUGCUGCCCGCCUACGGCAGCGACGGCCCCCCGGCCCCCGUGCGGGCGCUCUCCCCGCUCGACCGCCUGCCCGACAGCGGCCAAGGACUCAGGCUCAAGAGGAGUCUCUCCAAGUCCGUCUCCCAGAGCUCCUCCGUGCUGCGCGAGGAGGAGGACGAGCACUCCUGCAGCGACUCGGAGACGCGCCUCUCCCCACGGCCAGCCGCCCCGCAGCCCGGAGAGGAGUGUGGCGUCACUCCGGACAGUGAGAACCUCACCCUGUCGUCGUCAGGAGCCAUUGACCAGUCGUCGUGCACAGGGACGCCCCUUUCGUCCACCAUCUCCUCCCCGGAAGACCCUGCCAGCAGCAGCCUGGCCCCGUCGGUCAUGUCCAUGGUGUCCUCCCAGAGCCAGCACUCCCAGCUCAGCACCGACACCGUCUCCUCCAUGUCCGGCUCCUACGUCGCCCCCGGCACGGGCACGGGCACGGAGGACGAAGGGGAGGCGCUCCCCUCCCCGCGGGCCGCCAGCCGGGCCGCCUCCGAGGAAGGCGAGGCGAUGCCGGCGGCAUCCCCGGACAGCAACUUCGUGGGCCUGGCUGACGAGCAGGACGCAGAGGGAAACGAGGUCAUGGAGGAAGACGACGCGUCCCCCACCCAGGAAGACGGCCAGAGGACGUGCGCGUUUCUAGGCAUGGAGUGUGACAAUAACAAUGACUUUGACAACGCGAGCGUGAAAGCACUGGACAAUACGCUGUGCUCUGAGGUCUGCUUACCCGGCACCUGGCAGCCCGAGGACAACGCGCUCAGCCGUCGGCACCCUCGGCGUCGGCGCCGGUCGUCCAGCAGCCUGGAGGAUGCCGAGAGCGGGCGCUGCGUGUGGGGGCCUCUGGCCGUCUGAGAGCCCGCCCAGGCCAGAGCCACUCCGGUCCCCGCCUCCCAUCCCCGCCUCCCGUCCCGGACUCACCGGGCCGGGGCCUCCUGGGCAUCCUCGGUGGGACACGGGGAGACGUACACCGCGUGGGAGCGGGGCAUGGAGGCCAGCCUGCUCCUUCUCCCACCCCCAGCCUUUCAUCACCAGGACCCGCCCCUCUCCGGGGGGGCUGGACGCCUCCUGCCUCCUCAGAGACCCUCUGGAACGUUCCAUCCCGCUGCACCUUGGUCUUCGGGGAGCCACGGCCCCCGGGUUGGCAUCUCCAGCAUCUCUCUUCUCAGUGGCGGGCAGACCAGAAGACCGGAGUCCGAGCAGCUGCGUUUUCUGGUGUCGGGCUGGCAACACCAACUUGAAACCUCCCGUUUGGGGCGGGUUUGGGGGGGACGGGGGAGAAGGCCAAGCCACAUUGCACUGGAUGCGGAGUUUCCGUCAAGGACAAGCGAAAUGGUGCCGGCCCACCAGGUGGCUGAUUGGAAAGACAGUUCUUGCUUCCAGCAGGCGAGCGAGUCUAAGCCUCGUGUGACUGUCUUGUUUAGAGAGGAGGCCUUGGACCUGAGACACACACACACACACACACACACACACACACACACACGUUACAGGACCUCGAGAGGGUCUGGGUCAGGUGCAUCCGGGAAGGCCUGGGACUCACCCGAAGGUGACAUUUCAGAACACAUUUGGCCACCUCUCAGGUGCGGGAGCUACGCCAUCGCUCUGGCCCUGUCCGAUCAUCAUCUUACCCCGUCUCCCGUCUCCACCCGCGUUGGUUCAUAGUUGAAGAAACAGGCUGAGAGCGGGUGCACCAGGGACCCUCCAGCUCGUACCCAGGCCUCCCCAGGAAGCGGUGGAGAGCGCUGAGCGGGGCCAUCAGUGGUCUGGUUGCUGGUGGCAGGAGGCAGGGCCUUCGCCCCUGGGAGUGUCCCCACCCCGUUUUCCUCCCCACCUUCCAGUCCUCCUGGCCUGAGAGGGCCAAGGGGAGGACUGCCUUCCACAGGCUCAUGGGAGACUUAGGGUGUUCCAGUCACCUGCCCACCCCCCACCCCCAGCCCAAAAGCUUGGGGGAGCAAGGUGGCCCGGACGGUGAGCGGCUGGGCGUGCCUCCUCUCGGCACCAGCUCUGCUGAGUCCUCAGAGCUCUUGGGUGGACGCUCUGUCUGCUGGCCUUUGGGGAGGUGGGCGAGUUGGGGGCAGAGUUGAAAACAGCCACAUGUGAGGCUGGGAUGUGGAGCCCAGCUACACCCGUCCGAUGGCUUGUCUCAGUAUUUGGACCUGGCACCUGGAAGAGCUUCUGGGGCCUUUGCCAGGCCUCCGAGGGAGCCCCAUGCCCAGGGCUCCUGGCUCAGCACCCUCUGGGUGGCUCUGCACGGCCGGCUGAGUGGGCCCUCCCACCGCCCAAUGGCUGUGGCUCAGGUUCCGCCUGGUCAGCAGGGAGCCUGCUGUUCUGUGCCACCACGCCGGAAUGGAAGCUUCUGGAUGGAGUUCCCUGGCCUGCCCUCUGGAAUCCUACAGUGGACUCUGCUGGUUCAGGCCCCACUCCGUGCCCGCCCCUUUCCCACAUCCUCCUUGCCCCGCCCCUUUCCUGUUUGAGAUCCGAGCAGUAACCCCACUCCCUGAGUUCCUCCAAGUGUGAGUUCCAGGAACGCCAGGGAAGGGGGCUUCACUCCGCCUGGGUAGAGCCCGCAGACCGGCCUGCCCUCCGUGUGGCGUAACCGGAGACGCAGGAGCUGCAGGUCAGCAGCAGCCACCUGGCAGGAAGCCAUCCCGUCCCCCUUUCUGAGGCCCUGUGUCCUCUCCGGGGGGAGGGGCUCAGAAAGUUCUUCUCUGCCUUGGUUCCCUAACCAAGGCCUCUGGCUAUAGAGCGGCCCUUCAGUCCUCGUCUUUCAGCCACUUCCUGUCCUCUGUGGGGGCCCCCCCACCCCCCCAGUUCUCAUUCAGAUGUUGGCAAACGGAAAUAUCCCCCCCCAGAGGCUGGUCCUCAGUCAGCCUGCGGGGACAAGGCCGCUGCCCGCCCAUCACUGGGCACAGCCGUGCUGGCGGCCGCUGUCCCCGAGAGCAUGGACGGGCAUGGACUACCUGGAGGCCACUCCUCCCUGCCACCCGCGGGCCUGAGCUUCCCACGCCUCCGGGUGGUAUGGCCCAGGCCUCCCCACAGCCCUUUCCGUCCCACCGGAGUCCCCGCCCACGCCGGGCACCUCCUGGGCACAGACCCACACACGUGAAGCCAUCUCACCCGGGGAGAGCUUGUAUCCUGUCCACCUGCUCAUGGCACCCCUGCUGCCCACUCUGCUCCAGGCGCUGCACGGUGCUGUGUGCAGGGUGUGUGUGCGGCUGUGCCAUCUGGGCGCCCUCCUCCCCGGAGCUACGCUCACGGGUACAGGACAAUGGGGACACCAGGACGCGGUGUGUACGGACUCUGCAUGAUUCUCAAAACGGAAUAAAAGUUGACAAGGAAGGAGA
Molecule: messenger RNA, 4737 nt
Organism: Pipistrellus kuhlii (Kuhl's pipistrelle)
Lineage: Eukaryota; Metazoa; Chordata; Mammalia; Chiroptera; Vespertilionidae
Gene: RNF157
Product: ring finger protein 157
Exons: 19
Coding region: 182-2248 (688 amino acids)
Biological process (GO): protein ubiquitination
Cellular component (GO): cytoplasm
Molecular function (GO): ubiquitin protein ligase activity
Source: RefSeq, a predicted model, not a curated record